Messenger RNA from Monopterus albus (swamp eel), 1059 nucleotides. It is a transcript of the gene rab6bb, whose product is annotated as RAB6B, member RAS oncogene family b. Bases 132 to 758 code for a protein of 208 amino acids. Gene Ontology annotation, molecular function: GTP binding; GTPase activity. Lineage: Eukaryota; Metazoa; Chordata; Actinopteri; Synbranchiformes; Synbranchidae. The transcript is spliced from 8 exons. The record is from RefSeq and is a predicted model, not a curated record.
GAUGCUGAGCUGCAUUCCCAUCAUUCUGUGAGCAGAGGAGGACUCUCCUGCGCAUACACAACGGAGGAGACGCCGAGCCGAGCGACAAGAAUAAUCUAAAAUAAUCCAAAUUUAGCUUUUUAUCUGCCACCAUGUCAGCAGGAGGCGAUCUGGGGAAUCCCCUGAGGAAGUUUAAACUCGUAUUUUUGGGAGAGCAGAGCGUGGGGAAAACAUCGCUCAUCACUAGAUUCAUGUAUGACAGCUUUGACAACACAUACCAGGCGACCAUUGGAAUUGACUUCCUAUCAAAGACAAUGUACCUGGAAGACCGAACAGUAAGGCUCCAGCUGUGGGAUACAGCCGGACAGGAGCGUUUCAGGAGCCUCAUCCCGAGCUACAUACGAGACUCUACAGUUGCUGUGGUCGUUUAUGACAUUACAAAUGUGAAUUCAUUCCAACAAACCUGCAAAUGGAUUGAUGAUGUCAGGACAGAAAGAGGAAGUGAUGUCAUCAUAAUGCUUGUUGGCAACAAAACAGAUCUGGAAGAGAAGAGGCAAAUCACAAUUGAGGAAGGAGAACAGCGAGCCAAAGAGCUGAACGUCAUGUUCAUCGAGACUAGUGCCAAAACAGGCUGCAAUGUCAAACAGCUGUUUCGUCGGGUUGCAGCCGCCCUACCUGGAAUGGAAAGCCUGGAUGAUGCAAAUCCUGAAGGCAUGAUCGACAUCAAGCUGGACAAACCAGCGGAGCCAACUGUCCCCGAGAAUGGGUGCUCAUGUUAAUGCAGAGCUGCUAGCAGACAGCUUCGUUCACACCAUAGGCUUGUUGUGUUGCUUACUACUGGUUAGCUUCCAGUUGACUUCUCUGAUUGGAUAUAGGAUAAGGGCCUUGUAUCUGAUUGGACAAAUCAAAUGUUAUCUCUCAGUCUUGUUCAGUUGUAAGAUAUUGUAUACUUUGUCAAUAUGUAAGUGACUGGAGGAAAAACGGGCAGAAAAAGUGUUUAAACAAAAACAAACAAAAAGCAAGUUUCAGAAAAAUGAACGGAACAUGAUUCUUUUUGCUGUUAUGUUUUGUAUUUUUAUA